Urocitellus parryii (Arctic ground squirrel) is the source of this 2425-nucleotide messenger RNA. RefSeq names its product WSC domain containing 2 (gene Wscd2). The record is from RefSeq and is a predicted model, not a curated record. NCBI's taxonomy places the organism in Eukaryota, Metazoa, Chordata, Mammalia, Rodentia, Sciuridae.
CCGCAAAUACUCUGCCAUUUAUGGAGCGCUUCCUCCAGGCCAGGCGCUUCGGCCCUUGGCGUCAUCGUCUCGGUGGCUACCCGGUGACCCGAUGCUUGACAAAUGGAGGCCCAUGGGUUUCUGACCCCAGAGGGUGGACCCUAGGAGCCUGGCCCCUGGCUGGGAGAUAAGGCCAGAAUCCAAGGCCUCCGUGAAGUCACCGGCUCCCACAGGCCUGAGGAGCGGAACCUCUGCGGAACUGCCACUUUCAGAGCCACUGGGGGGAGUUCCGAGGUGAAGAACAAGAUGUAGGGAGAUGGGACCACCUCCCGCGGGUCCCCUUGCUUGGCCACAAGAAGCCCACCUUGACCUUGGGCCGCCUCUCCCUUGGCCUAACCAAGAGCUGGACUUGCCCUGGGCCUCAGGCCUGGGCUACCCCCUUUGCAGGGGGAGGAAGACGGAGGACCCCCCAGGGUCCCGUCCCUAGGGGAAGCCCGGAGAGCCACGUCCCCUGUGGCCUCCCCAGCCGCCCAGCAGCCAGUCUGUCCGGAAUGCCCGCGCCAUGGCCAAGCUCUGGGUCAAGGUGCAGCGCUCCUGCCGCAGGAAGCCCCUGCGCUUCCUCUCGCUCCUGGCCCUGUACCUGGCGGCCGGGAGCCUGGUCUUCCUGCACUCGGGCUUCGGGGGCCAGCCCGCCRCCUCCCAGGGCCAGGCCAGCCCCGCCGCAGGCGGCGUCCAGGGCCACGAGCUGCCCUUCCUGGGCGACCUGCACCUGGGCAGGGGCUUCCGCGACGGCGAAGCGUCCAGCAUCGCGCGCAGGUACGGACCCUCGUUCAAGGGCAAGGACAGCAAUGAGAGAGCCAAGCUGGGMGACUACGGGGGAGCCUGGAGCCGGGCCCUCAAGGGCAGAGUCCUCCGCGAGAAGGAGGAGGAGCGAGCCAGGUACAUCGGCUGCUACCUGGACGACACCCAGAGCCGCGCCCUGAGGGGCGUGUCCUUCUUCGACUACAAAAAGAUGACCSUCUUCCGUUGCCAGGACAACUGCGCCGAACGGGGUUACCUGUACGCCGGGCUGGAGUUCGGCGCUGAGUGCUACUGUGGCCACAAGAUUCAGGCGGCCAACGUGAGCGAGGCGGAGUGCGACAUGGAGUGCAAGGGCGAGCGGGGCAGCGUGUGCGGUGGCUCCAACCGCCUCUCGGUCUACCGGCUGCAGCUGGCGCAGGAGUCGGCCCGCAGGUAUGGGAGUGCAGUAUUCCGAGGCUGCUUCCACCGGCCUGAGAACCUGUCCCUGGCCUUGCCCGUGACGGCCGCCAUGCCCAACAUGUCUGUGGACAAGUGCGUGGAUCUCUGCACAGAGAAGGAGUACCCGCUGGCGGCGCUGGCCGGCACCGCGUGCCACUGCGGCUUCCCCACCACGCGCUUCCCGCUGCACGAGCGGGAGGACGAGCGCCUGUGCGCGCAGAAGUGCAGCGCCGAGGAGCUGGAGAGCUGCGGCAGCCCCGGCUACUUCGUCGUCUACCAGACACAGGUCCAAGACAACCGCUGCAUGGACAGAAGGUUCCUCCCGGCCAGGUCCAAGCAGCUGAUCGCUCUGGCCAGCUUCCCUGGGGCCGGCAACACGUGGGCCCGGCACCUCAUCGAGCUGGCCACCGGCUUCUACACCGGCAGCUACUACUUUGACGGGUCCCUGUACAAUAAAGGGUUCAAGGGCGAGCGCGACCACUGGCGCAGCGGGAGGACCAUCUGCAUCAAGACGCACGAGAGCGGCCAGAAGGAGAUCGAGGCCUUCGACGCCGCCAUCCUGCUCAUCCGCAACCCCUACAAGGCGCUCAUGGCCGAGUUCAACCGCAAGUACGGGGGCCACAUCGGCUUUGCCGCCCACGCGCACUGGAAGGGCAAAGAGUGGCCGGAGUUCGUGCGCAACUACGCCCCCUGGUGGGCCACCCACACGCUGGACUGGCUCAAGUUCGGCAAGAAGGUGCUGGUGGUGCACUUCGAGGACCUGAAGCAGGACCUGUUCGUGCAGCUGGGCCGCAUGGUGCGCCUGCUGGGCGUGGCGGUGCGGGAGGACCGGCUGCUGUGCGUGGAGAGCCAGAAGGACGGCAACUUCAAGCGCUCGGGGCUGCGCAAGCUCGAGUUCGACCCCUACACGGCGGACAUGCAGCGCAGCAUCUCGGCCUACAUCAAGAUGGUGGACGCGGCGCUCAAGGGCCGCAACCUCACGGGCGUCCCCGACGACUACUACCCGAGAUGAUGCGGCGCGGGAGGGCGGCGGCCUGGCCACGCCCACUCACCUGGCCUCUCCGGUUGGGGACCGCCCCGGUGGCGGCCGCUGCUUGCCCUGGGCGAGCCUCCUGCAUGACAGAGGAGGCUCGAGGGAACCGACUGUCCAGGUCCCCGCGCCCUCCGCACCCGCCCCUUCCCUCUUGGAGAUGCGGGCUACCUGGCU